AUGGAUAAUACACGAGUUGACACUCAAAAUACACUGUACGAUUAUACAUCCUUAAUGCACUACAAAUCUGAUGAAUUUUCUAAAAAUGGUUUGCCAACAAUUGAAGCACUUCAACCAAACGUUAAGAUCGGACAGCGCCUUUAUUUAAGUGCAACUGACAUUCAAGAAAUUCAACUGUACUAUAAUUGCACAGGAAGUGGAUCCACAUUACCACCAAUCACAACAGCUAUUACGACUACAACAAGUAAAAAUUCAUUUCCAGUAGAAGUAGAGUAG
Rotaria sp. Silwood1 is the source of this 276-nucleotide messenger RNA. The record is from the annotation of a GenBank genome assembly. Lineage: Eukaryota; Metazoa; Rotifera; Eurotatoria; Philodinida; Philodinidae.